Molecule: messenger RNA, 1522 nt
Organism: Aspergillus glaucus CBS 516.65
Lineage: Eukaryota; Fungi; Ascomycota; Eurotiomycetes; Eurotiales; Aspergillaceae
Product: ABC transporter C family protein
Exons: 2
Coding region: 204-1391 (395 amino acids)
Biological process (GO): transmembrane transport
Cellular component (GO): membrane
Molecular function (GO): ATP binding; ATPase-coupled transmembrane transporter activity; ATP hydrolysis activity
Source: RefSeq, a predicted model, not a curated record
CUCUGUCUCUGGCAAUUAUAGAAACAUCACAUAACUACCAUGGCUAUAUAAUUGAGCCUUGGCUGUUGUUAGGCGUAUGGAUUCUCCUCUCCUUCCAGACGGUUGCCGUUCUUUCCUUCGAGCCGUUUCCCGUGCGUCGGUUUUCCCUCGUGCAUUUCAUAUUUUGGACUAGCAUUUUCGCUUUCAUCAUCCCUUGGACGGAGAUGUACCUUCUGUAUUUCAAUGAGACUCGACGAUAUCCAUCCCGGGUGGUGAUGUGGUUGUAUACCGCUCAAAGUGCUGUCGCCACGCUCUGCAUCGCAGUUUGCAGCCUACUACCGCGCCGGCCGGACGUGUACACAAACGGACAGAUGGUCGACCGGGAAUCAAUGGUGUCUCUAUUAGGGGCCAUGUUAAUGGCCCUGAAGCAAUAUACCAAUACGAAGUUGAAUAUGAACUCCACAGAGCGUGCCAUUGACUAUUCCCGUAUCCAGACAGAAGAUCAAGGAGGACUGACACCUCCAGCUGCCUGGCCGACAAGUGGACGGUUGGAGAUCGAUGACCUCGUGGUAGGCUAUGCACCCGAUCUCCCGCCUGUGCUGGACGGCCUCACUUUUAGCGUCGUGAACGAGAGAGUUGGUGUUAUCGGGCAUACUGGGGCAGGGAAGUCGACACUCUCGCUGGCGUUAUUUCGGUUCCUGGAAGCGAGACAGGGCAGUAUUUAUAUUGAUGGACUUGAUAUAUCGAGAAUAAAACUGCACGAUCUGCGCAGCCGGCUAGCUAUCAUCCCCCAAGAUCCGGUCCUAUUCUCUGGGACGAUCCGGUCGAAUCUUGACCCGUUCGACCAGCACAGCGAUGCUGAAAUUCUCGACGCCCUGGAAAGAGUCCAUCUGAUCAAGCACGCCAAGGAUUAUUCCUCCGACUCCAGCUCCAACUCCAGCUACGUGACGACAGCAGAUACUUUUGUAACGACACCAGAGACCUGGCCAGAACCAGACGACGGCGACAACGACACCACAAAUAUCUUCACAUCCUUAUCAUCAACAAUUUCAGAAGGCGGACUGAACUUUUCCCAGGGCCAGAGACAGCUUCUCUGCCUGGCGCGCGCAAUCCUCUCACAGCCCAAGAUCAUGAUCUUCGAUGAGACGACGUCGGCCGUGGACAUGGAGACCGACAAGUUAAUACAGCGCUCCAUUCGUGAGGAGCUUCCUCACAUGUCUACGCUCUUGAUGGCUACUCACCGGUUGAGCACUAUUGCGGGUUUUGAUAAGAUUCUCGUUCUGGACGCUGGCAGGGCUGUUGAUUUUGGGACACCGCGGGAUUUGAUGGAAGUUGAAGGAGGGAUGUUUAGGAGCUUUGUGGAGCGAAGCUCGGAGAGGGAAUUACUACAUCAAAUCAUUUAUGAGCGUUGAGGUUUGAUAUAAGUCGACAUUGAGCCGGUAUGGUUGUACAUUACAUAUGUGACUCUUGAAUACAUAGUGAAUCUUCGGAGUUGUUGAAGACUGUCCCUUGUCGGUAUUUCUGAACACUCAUACGUACUUGC